UGCCACAGCAAGAGAAAGAGCACUGAAAGCUUCUCUCUAGCCUCGCUAUAAGUAACAGAGCUAUGAGCCCUCCUUUGUUCCCAUCGAGGAGAAAACGAAGACGAUGGAGAGAAGAUUGAGAGUGAGCGAGUUGGCGCUGAGGCUGGCGGCGUUAGGUUUUGCAGUGACGGCGUCAGCUCUGGUUGGAGGUGACAGUCAAGUGAGGACGUUCUUUUCUAUGGAGAAGAAGGCAAAGUUUACUGACAUGAAGACUUUGCUGUUUUUGGUGGCUGCUAAUGGGAUAGCAGCUGGGUAUAACUUGCUGCAGGUGGUGCGUUGCUUUGUGGGGAUGAUGAAGGGGAGUGUUUUGUUUGGGAAGGGCUUGGCUUUGGUUGUGUUUUCCUGUGAUCAGGUGAUGGCUUACAUGGCAUUAGCGGCGAUGGCGGCGGCGGUACAAUCGGGGGUGAUCGUAAUGUUCGGCCAGCCGGAGUUUCAGUGGAUGAAGAUCUGCAACCUGUACAGAAGGUUUUGUAUGCAGGCGGGGGAGGGAUUGGCUUGUGCUUUUGUAGCUUGCUUGGCCAUGAUUAUCAUUUCCUGCAUAUCUGCGUUCAACUUUUUCAGGCUUUAUGGGAUUAGCAGAGGAUUUAAGAACAGCAAUGGAAGCUGGUAGUCUUUAUGGCAUUUUCUGAGUUGAGAGCCUGAGUUUAUAUUAGACUGUAUAGUGGUUUUUUACUUGCGAUAAAUGUCUGUUUACUGUGGUAUAAUGAAGUCGACGAAGGCUGACUUAGCUUUAAUUUUCGUGUUGACUUGUGAGCUUGGUAGGGAUGAUGAUGUUGUAUUGUGUAUGGAAACAAAGUCGGAAGGAUGGUUUAUGGAGUUCAGAUCACUUGUGCAUUUUAGUACAUAUAUAUACCAUUUUGUUAUAUUUUGAGGUGAAAUGAUAA
Messenger RNA from Phalaenopsis equestris, 923 nucleotides. RefSeq names its product CASP-like protein 2B1. The transcript is spliced from 3 exons. The record is from RefSeq and is a predicted model, not a curated record. Bases 104 to 649 code for a protein of 181 amino acids. NCBI's taxonomy places the organism in Eukaryota, Viridiplantae, Streptophyta, Magnoliopsida, Asparagales, Orchidaceae.